Molecule: messenger RNA, 796 nt
Organism: Emiliania huxleyi CCMP1516
Lineage: Eukaryota; Haptophyta; Isochrysidales; Noelaerhabdaceae
Exons: 2
Coding region: 49-615 (188 amino acids)
Cellular component (GO): cytoplasm
Molecular function (GO): ornithine decarboxylase activity
Source: RefSeq, a predicted model, not a curated record
CGACCGAGAAGCGCCACGCCACCGACUCGUUGCUCUCCGCUCGCAGAUAUGACGCGCGCGGCCCACCACCCUCCGCCGCUGCCCAUGUCGCCCGAGGAGUACCAGAAGUGGCGGCUGCAGCUCUGGUCGCAGCGCGGCCCGAACGUCGCCACGCCCACCUACGAGGAGCUGCUGCCGUGCUACAAGGCCGCUCUCGAGCGCUGCAAGUCGCAGGUUUCGCGGCCUCCGCCUCCGCCUCCGCCGCAGCCCGCGCCGCCGCCGCCUGCGUCGGUGGUCGACGCCAUGGCGGCGGCGGUCCGCGCCGGCGCGGAGGAGCCCUUUUACGUGGUCGACCUCGAGGCGGCCAAGCGCAAGCUGUCCGAGUGGCGGGAGGCGCUCCCCGAGGUGGUGCCGCACUACGCGGUCAAGUGCAACGGCGACCCGGCGCUCCUGCUCACCCUCGCCUCCGAGGGCGCCUGCUUCGACUGCGCCUCGGCGGCCGAGAUCCGGCAGGUGCGCAGCCUCGGCGUGCCGGCCUCGCGGAUCGUCUACGCCAACCCGAUCAAGCAGCCGUGCAGCAGAUGCCGGAGAAGUAGACCCGGAAUGAGUAUUAUUAUUACGAGACUUAGACCCUGAACAGACCCGCCUCGCGCUUGUAUGCCAACCCAGCCACAAGCAGCCGCGCCGGAGACGCUGGAGCGCCCGAGCAGACGCGCAUUUCGGCUCUCUCUAGCUCUCGAAAGACAGACCGGGCACGCACCCCCCCCCCCCCAAAGAAGUCUCCGGCUCUCUGAAUCCCGGAACGCGCGGUGUACUC